AUGACCGAGAAAGACGAGCACCCCGUAUAUCCUCAGUACUGCUUCCACCCUCUCUCCUACAAUCAACAGGUUCUGCCCUCUGAGGUCCGGCAACAUUGGGAGCCUUACCACGCAUCCGGGCUUCGCAGAAACCUUCCCCUACGAUGGGUCCGUAUCGCCGGCAUGGUAGUCGCCGUCGACGAAUUCCCCCACCGGCGCAUCUAUACUGUUGACGACAGUGACGGCUUGUGUAUCGAGUGCGUUGCAGAUGUGUCGAAACUCGACUCCCACGAAUCUGCGAAACCGGCCACCACGACUGUUCCGAAAGACGUCGACGUCGGCAGUGUCGUGGAUGUCAAGGGCGGCCUGGCCUUGUUCAGAGGUAACAAGCAGAUCAAAAUCGAGAAGAUGACAAUCCUUCGCUCGACGGAUGAGGAGGUGGUCCUGUGGGAGAAAGCCAGGCAAUUCAGAGGUGACGUGCUGGACAAGCCUUGGAAGUUAACGGACCGGGAGGUCAGGAGAUGUCGCAAGGAGGCUGAGAGGCAAGACUGA
Diaporthe citri is the source of this 531-nucleotide messenger RNA. RefSeq lists its product as uncharacterized. The record is from RefSeq and is a predicted model, not a curated record. Bases 1 to 531 code for a protein of 176 amino acids. NCBI's taxonomy places the organism in Eukaryota, Fungi, Ascomycota, Sordariomycetes, Diaporthales, Diaporthaceae. The transcript has 2 exons.